Haliotis rufescens (red abalone) is the source of this 5407-nucleotide messenger RNA. Its product is annotated as PTB domain-containing engulfment adapter protein 1-like. The transcript is spliced from 13 exons. The coding region runs from base 4003 to 5367 and encodes 454 amino acids. The record is from RefSeq and is a predicted model, not a curated record. Lineage: Eukaryota; Metazoa; Mollusca; Gastropoda; Lepetellida; Haliotidae.
CGUCUGUUUUGGAAUUAACAGCUAAUUAAGUGGACUUGGGACAUUGGAGGAUAUUGUGAAUGGUUGCUUGUCUUGAUGUGGAGGUAUUUCAGUUACUGGACAUCCGUGAAGGUCAGAGGUUAUGUUACACUCCGGUCAGCUGAAUAACCUGUUUUACUGACAUGACAGGUCUGUUUUCAAACUGACCACUGUUAUCUGCACUGAUGGCCACUGACAGACACACCUUUAACGAGCUACCCAGGACCCCAGGUAACUUUGCAUCGGGAAAGUGAUUUACUGGUUCGUUGGAGGUAAAAAUAACCAAGCUCAUUAGUGCAGUGAAUUUGUGCCAAGGACUUAGAAGCUUUUUUCAGAACUUUGUUGUUUCAAAGUUUGACAAGGACACAUGGACAGAUGUGUAUGCAUCCAUAGAAGAUUAAACAGAUUAGGUUCUUCAGUGCAUAGGAAACAUCUCUCAUGAACUUUCCUGUCACCAUAUGGUCAUAUGAUCUGUUCCACUGGGGUAGUGGUUCCAGGAAAGGAAAUAUUUCACCGAGGACAUUGUUGUGAAUUUAUCAAUGUUACCAGUACCCUGCCUACAUGAAGAGUUGCUGAUGCAGGGUAGAUAGAAAAGCAGUCUACCUUCCAUAUCACAGCUGUUUCUGAGUCUAUGCUGGGAUGACACACCUCCAAAGGUUCACGGACAUAAGAGGAUUCUGUGGAAGAUAGGAAGUUUAUUGCCAACUUUGAAUAAUUCAUUCAGGCUUCCAACUUUCAUAGUCUCAACGGGAGUAUUUAUGAAUCAUUUUGCAGAUUGUGACUUAAGAAUGGUUAAUUUUGAAGUCAAGUCAUCCACUCAUAAUAUCUGACAGUAUCGAUUUAUUGGUUCUGAAAUAACCAACAAUACCAACACGUGAAGAUUAUUUAGACUUAAUCUAAGUCUGUAUUUCUUAGAAGUUGCUGUUGAUUGGCUGAAGCACUGGUUGUAAGAGGAGAUACGGUUUGGUGUAACUUCAGUUAUCUCCCAAUAGGAUAUUAAGCUGACAUUUAUUCCCAUCAGAGUCAAAACGAUACUGUUGUUGUCACUCAAAUUGCUUCAUUUCACUUGUGAUCAAAUUCUUCAUUGGGUAAAGGCUUAUGAAGUGCCCUUUAGUGCAACUAGUUUUAUGUUAGUCUGUUGUGGGUCUUUAACAUUUUGACAUUAUUUUCUCAACACAUUUAUAUUCACAUGAGUGAGGUAAUGUCGUUUGGAUGACAAAUGUCCCAAGGAUGUAAAGAAUGCGCUCUACAUAUCUGAUGCUUAUUCAGUUUGUACUGGAGCUAGUUCCUGUUCUGUCAAUGUGGACACUGCUUCAGCAGAUUACAGAGGGGCAUUGUGCAACAUUGUUUUGCAGUGCAAAAUGAUAUUUAUUCUCUGUGAUGUGUAGUUCUAUUUUCUGUGAUAACACAGGUUAUGAAUGUGUGAUAAUUCACAAAGGCAACAUCUAUAGCUAUUGACACUGCUGGUUAAUUUGUGUCUGUGUAUAUGCAUCUUAGUUGAGGGGUUGAACGCAGAGUGAAUUUGCAUUAAGAAGUUUGUGGUUUUUAAAGGCAUGUGUAAGUGUUUUGAAAAGUGAUUCUUCGAAGACUCAGUACAGUAACUUAAUGUACACAGUGGAAGGAACACAUCAUCAGUGCUGUGAAAGAAGAAACUGUUGACUACCACAUUGAGGAGGUAGUGACUUGCCUGAGAUUGAGUUACAGGUUGUUUUCCUAGAAACUAAUUGUGUGAAAUAACACUGUUACACGCAUGUUGGACUGAUGCAGGGAUAUAAAUAAGCCGAUGCCAAUUUGCGUCAUGUUAAAGGUAUCCUGAAAGGUAGAAUUUGAAACUUUUAGCGUAUUUUCUUAUGUGAUUCAGGGAAUAGACUCUCCAGUCUAUUUUCUGUCACAUGUAGGGAUCUUUGCGAGACAGUGACUGAACACUGUGUUCACCCAUCCAUGAAACUGUCAGUCUUGUGAAUUAUAGGCGACGGAGCACAAGUCUCUAUCGAUACAGAUAGAUAGGACCACUCAGUACCUUCCUGUCUGAUAGGUGUUGUUGCACUUGACUUCAGACAUCAAGAGACCACAAAGUGCUUCUACAGAAUCUCUGAAGAAGGCCUCCAAGCGCAACAGAAAAAAUACAUCAAAGUUUUCUGAAAUAUAAGGCAACUUUUUGAUAGGUUUAUUAGAUGUUUGAUUUCAAUGUCAACCUUUGGUCAUUUCGAUGACAUCUUUACUGUUUCUGAAAGAUCUAUCUGACAGAAUUGAUCAAACAAUCAAUGAAGAUAUGUUUGUUGUUUGAAAAGAAGCGGAAAUUGAGGGGAAUGAAGAAUAGUCAUAGAGAGUUUUAAGCCACACUGGAACCUCCCCAGGAAAUAGUUUUCUUGUUCACCUCGAAUUUGGCCAAGGUUGAUACCAGAAGCGGUAAGAGUAAUAUGUUUCACAGGAUUGUGUUGUAACUUAACAGGCGAUGGAUCAAUAUCAUGUUAUUGCCCAAUAGUGUCUUCCUUUCACCUCUGUGCAGACAACUAGAAACUGAAGAAAAAGUGAUGAUGAUACUGACCAACUGGGACAAAGUGACACUUUAAAUUGCAGCAUUAUUCAUGACUGCCUUCUGAUUGUAGAAAGUCGAGAUAGUUUUAUUAGUCUUGACGGAGGCUUCGGGAAUAUGCUGGAAUGCAUUGAUUGAGAACAGUUGAGAAAACAGUGCAUCAUUUGUGCAGAGUUUGUUUUAAGCUGUGAGCCUUUGGUGAAGUACCAGGAACUAGUUCAAGUUGGGAUUUUCAUGAUUUUUUUUACCAUCUGUGGAUUGAUGGAAAAUUUGUAGAAUCGUUCUUGACAGAAUUUUGAACAGCUGAGGGAAUAUCUGUCUAAGGCAAGCAAACAGAAAUGUUAUGAAAAGAGAAUCGACACUGUGAAAAAAGAAAGAAGAAAAAACAAAAUUUCAUUGGAGAAGGAGUCUGUUGAAAUUUUGCCAGAAGAGGAAUUGUCAGGUUCGAAUUGCCAAGUGCUUAGAAGAUUUGUUUUGUGCAAUAUUGAAGAAUCUGGGCAUGCCGGAAGGGCAAAAAGUGAAAUUCUGUAAUUGGAUGGAAAUAAUUUCUUGUUGAUGCAGUCAAGACGUGAUGUGGAAAUUAAUUUGAGCCAAGAUCCCAAGGAGAUGGAGUGAAAAUGUGAAAUUCUUGUUUUUAAGAGCUGUGUCAACGUGGAAUAUCUUACAUGCAAUGGGACAGUGAUUGACAUAUUUCGUGAACCUUUUUGGACUGUGAAUAAUUUUGGACAUGAUGUGGACUUUGACAUUUCCCACCUGUUGAUGGGCACAGACUGUUUGAUUAUCUGUGAUCAAGGAGUGUAUGGGACAGACUGUCCGAGUAUUCUUUUGUUUCUGAUGCAAAUAGCUGCUUGAUACUGACCUCGGAAUAUUAAAUAAUUAGAUUCUGGUCUCUGUGUCUGUGUGCAUGGGCUUGUAUUGUGUAUGUCAGCUUUGACAGGUCAGAAAAGUCUUGCCUGUCAAAUGUGAAUGUAGACUGUAGACAAGGAGGUCAUUUGGAACAGAGAUCAGAGUUUGGUCGAGAUUACUCCUCCUACUUAUUUUUAGAAAACUUAGAUUACAGCAUUGUGUUGUUACGAUUUGAUAAACGUAAACAUUCAUGAACUUUUUGAAAGUAAACAAUUCUUCCAACACUUGAACUCUAUGAAUAUAUACCACAGAUACCAUUCCUGAUAAUUGUGUGUAAGUGCUUAGCUGUGACCUGUCCUGGACGAUUUUAUUUCUUUGUUGUUGAUGGUCGUGUGAUGCCUGUGCUAAGUGUAUCGUGACUUAGAUACUGUAUUUAUCAGUGAUACAUAGAUGUGACUCACAGAGGAGAAGACAAAGUUCAAUUAUCCAGUAUUUUGCCAAGGGAUACCUGCUUGGCGAAUGACGAGAUCACAAGACAUUAUUACAUUGGAAAAAACCAAUUGAUUGUACUAUUGUUUAUCCUGUGGUGAAAGAAUUUCAAGAUGGAUGCUAUCAAAGUUGCACGGGAUUACUUUGUCAGUAGUCAGAGUAGUUUGCUUAUUGAAAACAGGGAAUUCGGACACAGGAAGUUCAUCCAUCUUGGAAACCAGAAGCCGAAGCAGUCGAGUGGUGCCAGGCUGUCCUCACCGACUACGGAGAAAAGUUCUCCCUUAAAAGAAAAGGAGUUCCCUAUAUUGACACCACAGACUAAGGGCAUGAGGUCAGGUAACAAACAGUGGAUGCACCCCUCCGAUGCCCUCCUGAAGGGCCAUAUCCUGUACAAUGUCAAGUUCCUGGGCGAGUGUACGGUGGAAAACCCCAAGGGAACAGAGGUUGUCAAGGAAGCCAUCAGGAAAAUGAAAUUCAACAAACACAUUAAGAGGGCAGAGGGCCAGAAACCACCCAAGGUGGAGCUGACGAUAUCGGCUGAUGGGGUGACGAUUCAAGACCCGCGAACCAAGAUGAUCAUGCAUCAAUACCCUCUGCAUCGGAUCUCCUACUGCGCUGAUGACAAAUCGGACAAGAGGAUGUUUACUUUCAUUGCCAAGUCAGCAAAUACUAGUCAACAUUUCUGCUAUGUCUUCGACAGUGAUAAGUGUGCGGAGGAGAUCACACUGACCGUGGGACAGGCGUUUGACCUGGCAUACAAGCGCUUCCUUGAGUCUUCCAGCAAAGACAUGGACGUCAAGAAACAGUUCUUGCUCCUGCAGAAAAAGGUCCAGACACUGACGUUUGAAAAUCAAGAGUUGAAAAAAAGGAUUUCAGAGCUGGAAUCAAUCAAAGACCGAUCAGACGUCCAGGAUUACAUGAGAAGUAAUCAGAUAUCUGACCUUUCAACUGUGACCUAUAACCUCCAGGAAAGUUCGACAGAUGAUGAUUUUUCUUCCACAUCUGAACAAGAGGCACAGUCUGCAGUUGGCAGACGUCUGGAGAAUCUGGUGUUCGAUGACUUCCCGCCAUCGUCACAGACUAAUGGCACCAAUGGAACCAAUGGCAACUCAACACCAGGUGGCGCCCAACGUCAAAACUCUGCUCAACCUACUCCCCUACUGUCUCCCCCUCCCCCGUCGACGAGGACACGAAGUCACACCCAGCCCGCUGCUGUGGGCGUAGCGGCUGCAACAGCCUCACAGAAACAGAAAGGAUUCAGCGGCAACCCAUUCUCUCCGACCUCCAUGGGAGCUGCCUCUUCAUCAGAUCCUUUUGGCAUGGGAGUGUUCAAUCCAUCGACCUCGGAGCUGGAUCGGGCCAUCCAGAAUGUGGACCAGGAACUCCUAGAUUUACAGACUGGCUUCAGUCGAGGGCUUUCAAUAGGAACAGAUGAUUUCUCAUUAGAUGACCUUGACCCCUUAAACCAGAGGUCAUGAAGAGAAGGCCACAGGGUCAAGUUAAAGGAUAUGUGAUGAU